Messenger RNA from Cervus elaphus (red deer), 4477 nucleotides. RefSeq names its product insulin receptor substrate 1-like. The transcript has 3 exons. Gene Ontology annotation, molecular function: phosphatidylinositol 3-kinase binding; insulin receptor binding. Gene Ontology annotation, cellular component: cytosol; plasma membrane. Gene Ontology annotation, biological process: insulin receptor signaling pathway. Bases 2524 to 4098 code for a protein of 524 amino acids. The record is from RefSeq and is a predicted model, not a curated record. NCBI's taxonomy places the organism in Eukaryota, Metazoa, Chordata, Mammalia, Artiodactyla, Cervidae.
GCCGUGACAGCGGGGAGAGGAUGGAGGACGCAGGUGGUGCUGUCCCCGCAUGCUGCUCCACGGGAAGCAAGAACCCGAGGGAAGAGAGGGAGCCAGGGCCUCAGAGCCCAGCCUCCCCCCUGUAGGCUCCUCUGUGGUGAGUCUUCCCGAGGCACAUGGAAUGUGGGAGUCCAUCCCUCAGCUGCCCUGCACCUGGCAGCUGGAUGCGCAGGGGCACCCCCUCAGGUUGGGGGAGGCAUUCUCACCCAGCAGAGCUGAAGUUCUGUCACUUCCUGUCACUGGGGGGUAGUGAGACGAGUUACCAGGGUAACCAGCGGAAAUAAAUCUUGUCUGGGUAGAAUCAAGGGCAGUGUUGUUGCCAGGGCAACUGAUUAGAUCAGGUGUUUGGCUCGGGGCUUUUCCUGGUACCCAGCAGGGUAAAUCACCUGGCAUUGAUGACCAACCCACUGGACCGUGGUUGCUCACCCAGGGCCCAUGCUCCUAUCCCUGCUACUUCCUGCUUUGUCUUGACCCAGCCUUUAGGGGUUCAGUGACACAAGAUGGUCUGGAGCUGUUCUCUGUGACAGCGGCUAUGAUUUCACAAGGCCUGGGGUGCUGCAAGGUGGACUGGUUGGUGGGAAUUAGAAGGAUGGAUAUGAAGAGACCCUCCCGUGGGGUAGCUUCAAAUCAAGGCUGGGGAGUAAAGGCUCCAGGCAGGCUCACAGCAGGUACAUGGGCCUGUGAGUGCCCUGCUUCUCGAGGCAGCACCAGGACUAGGAAGCGGAGAGGCCUGAAGGUGUCUUUUGUGUCCCUGCAACUUCGCACGUGGCACAUAUGUCAAGGCCACACUGGAGGCCAUGGCCUUGAACAUACUUCCAGUUGUGAUGUCCACUUCAGGAUCUACCAGACCUGCCUCUCCCUAGACAACAUCCAUCAGAGGUGGAGGCUGCAGCUGGCCCCCUCUGGCACCUGCUGCAGCUGUACCACCUCUCUGGCACCUGCAGAGGCUGCAGCUCACAGGGAGGCACCUAGAGCAGGCCUUGGGCAUCGCCUGCCCCCUGGCCAGAUGCUCAUCCUCACAAUGCCAGGUAGUAUUCUGCAUCACACUUUGAACACACCCCUUAAAGCUGUUCAAGGAUCUUAGCCUCCCUGCACAUUACACCAUUGUCUUCUCCAGUAUUCCAGCUCAUAGACCAGCCCCUUCCUUCCAUGCCUGGAAAGUGGAGGAGCGUGGGUGGGAAACCCAGCCCUCCCUGCUCAGGCUUACUUGGCCCACGGACUAGCCUGAGGAAAAGAAUCAGGAGGCUUUGCUUCAGUACUGCUGCUAUAGCUCCUUCCUCACCCUACAGUACCACCUCUAAUAGGGGCUACAGUCACCCUCUUCCUCUCCCAAACCCUCAGCUCCCCUACUUCAGAUAAACUACCUCCCACAACAGUGGUAUGGUAAGGUCCUCUAAGACCCCCACCCACGUGUCAGCUGCCAGUUUGUCUCACAGAGUGUGCACUGACCAGCGCCAUCACCUCCAACAUGAGCGGGUGGUCCUUGGAAGGAUCAGAAGUGGGGUGUCAAAAUGUCUGAAUUCCAGCCCCAUUUCAAACGUCUGGGGGAUGCGAGGGGUAAAGGGCACCUCCCUCAGUGCAGCGAGUCUACAUAAUCAGAGCAUCCAGCUGGCCUGGGCAGCCUUCCUUUUGAACAGUGAUGGCGGGGAGGGGCCGAGGACACUAGUGCAGCAAGAGGGAAGGGCCCCUGAGAGAGGGUCUCUACAUCCUUCAGUGAUUGGGACCCCGGUGGGUAGGGUCCGCACCAGACCAACACAGAAAUUAACUCCUCCCAAGACACCUGCUAUCGGCCCUAACCCCGCAGAGAAACUAAACCUCUAGUCCCUCUGAAAUCCGCAUGGCCCAAAGCUCGGCGGCCCUGGCUCCCAGAAUUACAUGGGAAGGAAGAGAACAGAGCCAUUCAUGGGUGGGAAGCGGGGGACCCGGGUGCCCAGAGCCCAAGUGGGGAGCGGCGGGCACCGCUGUAAGGAUGACCAGGCUCAGCGGUCCGCCCACCCCCAGGACCCACCAGCGUGUUCACCGCAGACGUGGCUCCCUCCACACGCGCCUCCCCUCGCUGCUUUCUUGGCAAUCAGCUCAGAUCACUCCCCGGCUCCUGCGAAAGCCCACCCACGGUGUGGGGUGGGGUUAGGCACAGGCCGCCUCUCCUGGACUUCCCCACUCAAACUCCACUCCCACCGCCGGGGCGCGCGAGGGUUAACCUCGGGGGGUGGGGACUUCGGCGCGAUCCCCGCUAGGAGGGAGGGGAGAGGCGGGGAGGCCGUCGGAGCCCCGGGUAUCUCAGGCCACCGGGCGCCACUGGGGCACACGCUGCGCGCAGCGAGGGACCAAACGAAGUUGGGAGCAGGAGAGAGACGCGGAGUUUCCAGACGGGUCAAGACGCCGCCCCCGUCCCCGGGGACCGCUCUUUCUACCCCGCCUCUGCCAGCCCCUCCCCAGCCGUCCCAGCCCCUUGCUCCGGCCACCUGAUUGCUUUGGGCAAGAAUGAAGCCCGGAGACCCCACGACUACCCCGGAGGCCCAGUCGGCCGCCGUGGCUCUGGGUCCGCCGCGGCCCUGGGUCUGCCCGGCUGACGUGCGGCUCUGCGGCCACCUGAGGAAGCAGAAGUCCCAGCGCCGCCGCUUUUUUGUGCUCCGCGCCGACCCGCCGCGCCUCGAAUGUUACGAGAGCGAGAAGAAGUUCCGCGCCGGCCGAACGCCGCCCAAGUUCAGCGUGAGCCUGGGGGGCGCCUGCACCAUCAGCAAGCGCAUGGACGCGCGCCAGCGCCACCUGAUCGUCCUGUACACGCGCGACCGCAGCCUGGGCGUGGCGGCGGCCAGCGAGGCGGAGCAGCAGGCGUGGUACAGCGCCCUGCUCGAGGCGCGCGCCGCCGCCGGUCCCAGUUCCCCCGAGGACCCCGGGGCCUGGAUCCUCGCUCCGUUUCAGGACGUCUGGCCUGUGACUCUGCGACCCAAGGGGCUGGGGCGGGCACGAGGCCUGGGCAGCGGCGGCUACUGCCUGUGCCUGGGUUCCGGGGUACUGACCCUGCUGCGGAAGCCAGGGGGCAGAGGCUCCGGGGCCACCGGGGCAUCUCCGCCGCCGGCUCUGCGCCUGUCCCUGCUCAGCGUGCGCCGCUGCGGCCACGCAGACUCUUUUUUUUUCCUGGAGCUCGGCCGUUCGGCACCCACGGGUCCCGGGGAGCUCUGGCUACAGGCGCCCGACGCCGUGGUGGCCCAAAGCAUUCACGAGGCCGUCCUGGCCGCCAUGAAGCGAACCGGGGACACUGGUGCUGUUGGCAGGGCUGAGCCACUGCCAAGAAAACCCCCAACGGGGGCCUUCAGACCCUCUGCCCCCCAAUCUUAUGAGACCCCAGACUCUGCGGCCCAAACAAGCGAGCUGAACCGUCGGGAUGGCCCGAGUGAGACCAGCGAGCAAGCAACCAAGACCCUGGCAAGGGUGGAGGAGGCAGCCUCCAACCCCGUGAGGUUGGAGCGGGGCGGGGGCUACAUAACAAUGGGAGCCGGGAGUGACUACGAGCCCAUGAAGGGCGGCCAAGCCGGCGGCUACGUGGUGAUGGAGCCCCCGGGCCUUCCGGCCUCCACCAAAGCAGCUUCUCGCCAGCCGCUCCAGGAUGGAGGGGUCACUGAAUACGUGACCAUGAGCUGCUGUGCACCACGGUCCUUUUCCUCAAGUUUCUUGCCUCUUUCCUCCGGGGCCGGGGAGCCUGGACCCGGGCUCCAAGGCGCUCCUCUCAGCAUCAGAGACGGCUGGGGACGGGCUGGGGCUCAGCCCUGCUUGCAGCCGCCGUCAGAGUUAGCCGGGGAAUACGUGUGCAUUGAGUAUGCGGCCGCGGACUACAUAGGAAUGGGCACUGCCAUCCCGGAGCCCCCAGACCGUGGCCUCAACUACGUCGACCUGGAUCUGGUCCCUCCCCUGGAGGUGCGAGGCCACGCCCCCGGGGCCAGGCCCCGCCCACACAGCUACGCUCGGCUGGAGUUCCAGAACCUCGCGGACACCCGGAGUUCCUGCAGCAUCACUCCAGACUCUCAAGUCCGCUUUGGCCCCCCACCCUGCCCCUGACGAUGACAGUAUCGAUGAUGCAAAAGACAUACAGACCUGGCCCUCCCCCCACCCACCUGCAGGUUUGCCGGGUGUAUGCCAGUCCUGGGACUCCAGCGCAAGAGGGAUGAGAGCACCAGGUAUCUUACACUAGUGCCCCCACCGCCCCCCUCCCCGGCCAAAAUGAUGACACCCCCUUACUCCCUACUCCCUAGUUUACUUCUCCCAAUUCCAGCUCUGUGCUCAGACAAUCCUCCUUCUCCCAGGCCUGGCAAAGCUGAGGGAGCCCUUGCUUCUAAUGUAUUCAGUCUAGUCUAGAGUAAUAUUCUGUACACUCCCCCUCUUCAUUAAAAUUUCCCUGCUUGGUCAGCCUGGAAAGGUCUUAGGUCCAUAGGUUCCC